CGGACACGGCUGACCUGGGGAUUGGUCAGAACGAGGAGGAAGUGGAUACAAUGUGACAAAGGUUCGGAUCGCAGCGCUAUGCUGACCGUGGCCAGGCUGAUCUCAGCCCUCCUCUUGCUCUCCGGGCUCAUCUGGGGGGAUGAUGAAUCCGAAUGGGUGAAACUCCCCAAUAAAUGUGAAGUUUGCAAGUACCUUGCUGUGGAAUUGAAAUCAGCCUUUGCUGAAACAGGAAAAACCAAUGAGGUGAUUGAUACCAAAUACAGCUUUAUGGAAGGAAAGGGUUCAAGGAUUAAAUACAGGCACUCUGAUAUUCGGCUGAUCGAAGUAACUGAAAAUAUUUGUAAUCGGCUGCUGGAUUACAACCUACACAAGGAGCGGACUGGGAGUAAUCGCUUUGCUAAGGGAAUGAGUGAGACAUUCCAAACUCUCCAUGGUCUUGUUCAUAAAGGUGUGAAAGUGGUGAUGGACAUCCCCUACGAGCUGUGGAAUGAGACAUCUGCGGAGGUCUCUGAUAUGAAGAAACAGUGUGAUGUGAUGGUGGAAAUGUAUGAGGAUGCUAUUGAGGACUGGUAUAAAAAUCACCAGGAGGAAGACCUCACCAUAUUCCUCUGUGAACGACAUGUGUUAAAACCCCACGAAACAGAAUGUUUGAAGGAAGAAUGGACCGGCCAGAAGGGAGACCCUGCAGCAAUUGAUAUGGACAAGAAGAAGAAGAAGAAAAAGAAAAAAGAUAAAAAUGGCAAGAAAGAGGACAGAAAGAAGGGAAAACAAGGAAAGAAGAAAAAGAGACUAGAAGAGGAGAGUGAGCAAGAGGAGGAUAAAGACAUAUCAUCAGACAUUGAGCAAACACAGCAGGAAUUCCCUCCCCACAGACCCGAUGAACUGUAAAGACUGAAAGACUUGAGCAGGAAACAUUGGUUUAGAACAGAGUGUUAAAAAGCAUCAGUGGUUUUAAAAAAAACAUUCACCCAAACCAUAUGGACCUUUCUCUUAAUGUGCAUUUAAAUAGAUUUAAGUUAAUCAGGUCUUUUGUGAGCAAGUGGUCACUUUUCCAGCUGCUAGUUGGUUUGUUUAUACAUCAUUCUCUACAAUAAUCCUUUUCCUUCUGUUUUUUCCUUUGAACAUAGAAUUAAUUUUAAAACACAUUUUAUGACUGGAUUCUGUAUGCUUUGUUUAAAGAAAACUUGUUGGAUGUUUUGUUGACCCAGUAUUAUAAACAGAAAAAAUAA
Molecule: messenger RNA, 1229 nt
Organism: Pristis pectinata (smalltooth sawfish)
Lineage: Eukaryota; Metazoa; Chordata; Chondrichthyes; Rhinopristiformes; Pristidae
Gene: cnpy3
Product: canopy FGF signaling regulator 3
Exons: 7
Coding region: 79-888 (269 amino acids)
Cellular component (GO): endomembrane system
Molecular function (GO): signaling receptor binding
Source: RefSeq, a predicted model, not a curated record